Galeopterus variegatus (Sunda flying lemur) is the source of this 4157-nucleotide messenger RNA. RefSeq names its product kinesin family member 5B (gene KIF5B). The record is from RefSeq and is a predicted model, not a curated record. Gene Ontology annotation, molecular function: ATP binding; microtubule motor activity; microtubule binding. Lineage: Eukaryota; Metazoa; Chordata; Mammalia; Dermoptera; Cynocephalidae. The transcript has 26 exons. Gene Ontology annotation, biological process: microtubule-based movement. The coding region runs from base 394 to 3285 and encodes 963 amino acids.
GAUCGGGCGGCAGCCGGCAACCGGCGGGUGGACAGCAGAGCGUGCAGACGGGCCGGCCUGGCUUGCUGUUUACAAGGAGGAAGAAGGGGGCCACUUUCCCGGCUCCCAGAAGCUCUGCAGCCCCCGCAGCCUGCCCAGGCCGGCGAGGGAGAGGCCGAGGAGCCGCGGACCCUCCACCCGGUGCCGCCGCCGCCAUGGCUGCCAUGAUGGAUCGGAAGUGAGCCUCAGGCGACGGCUGCCGGCGUCGGCGCUCGAGUCCCCGCUCGGAAGCGCGGCGCGGGGGACUGCUGACUCUCGCGGCUCUCGAGACCCCAGACCCUCAGCCCCGGCCCGCUUCCUCCAAGACUGAGCGGCGGGGAGUGGCUCCCGGCCUCCGCCCCGGCUUCGAGGAAGAUGGCGGACCCGGCCGAGUGCAACAUCAAAGUGAUGUGUCGCUUCAGACCUCUCAACGAGUCUGAGGUGAACCGCGGCGAUAAGUACAUCGCCAAGUUUCAGGGAGAAGACACGGUCAUGAUCGCGUCUAAGCCUUAUGCCUUUGAUCGGGUGUUCCAGUCAAGCACAUCUCAAGAGCAAGUGUAUAAUGACUGUGCAAAGAAGAUUGUUAAAGAUGUUCUUGAGGGAUAUAAUGGAACAAUAUUUGCAUAUGGACAAACAUCCUCCGGGAAGACACACACAAUGGAGGGUAAACUUCAUGAUCCAGAAGGCAUGGGAAUUAUUCCAAGAAUAGUGCAAGAUAUUUUUAAUUAUAUUUACUCCAUGGAUGAAAAUUUGGAAUUUCAUAUUAAGGUUUCAUAUUUUGAAAUAUAUUUGGAUAAGAUAAGGGACUUAUUAGACGUUUCAAAGACCAACCUUUCAGUUCAUGAAGACAAAAAUCGAGUUCCCUAUGUAAAGGGGUGCACAGAGCGUUUUGUAUGUAGUCCAGAUGAAGUCAUGGAUACCAUAGAUGAAGGAAAAUCCAACAGACAUGUAGCAGUUACAAAUAUGAAUGAACAUAGCUCUAGGAGUCACAGUAUAUUUCUGAUUAAUGUAAAACAAGAGAACACACAAACAGAACAAAAGCUGAGUGGAAAACUUUAUCUGGUUGAUUUAGCUGGUAGCGAAAAGGUUAGUAAAACUGGAGCAGAAGGUGCUGUGCUGGAUGAAGCUAAGAACAUCAACAAGUCACUUUCGGCUCUUGGAAAUGUCAUUUCUGCUUUGGCUGAGGGUAGUACGUAUGUUCCAUAUCGAGAUAGUAAAAUGACAAGAAUCCUUCAAGAUUCAUUAGGUGGUAACUGUAGAACCACUAUUGUAAUUUGCUGCUCUCCAUCAUCAUACAAUGAGUCUGAAACAAAAUCUACGCUCCUAUUUGGCCAAAGGGCUAAAACAAUUAAGAAUACAGUUUGUGUCAAUGUAGAGUUAACUGCAGAACAGUGGAAAAAGAAGUAUGAAAGAGAAAAAGAAAAAAAUAAGACCCUACGGAACACCAUUCAGUGGCUUGAAAAUGAACUCAACCGAUGGCGUAAUGGGGAGACAGUGCCUAUUGAUGAACAGUUUGACAAAGAGAAAGCCAACUUGGAAGCUUUCACAGUGGAUAAGGAUAUUACUAUUACCAAUGAUAAACCAGCAGCCACAAUUGGAGUUACUGGAAAUUUUACUGAUGCUGAAAGAAGAAAGUGUGAAGAAGAAAUUGCUAAAUUAUACAAACAACUUGAUGACAAGGAUGAAGAAAUUAACCAACAGAGCCAACUGGUAGAGAAACUGAAGACACAGAUGUUGGAUCAGGAAGAGCUUCUUGCAUCUACCAGAAGAGAUCAAGACAAUAUGCAAGCUGAGCUGAAUCGCCUUCAAGCAGAAAAUGAUGCCUCUAAAGAAGAAGUAAAAGAAGUUUUACAGGCCUUAGAGGAACUUGCUGUCAAUUACGAUCAGAAGUCUCAGGAAGUUGAAGACAAAACUAAGGAAUAUGAAUUGCUUAGUGAUGAACUAAAUCAGAAAUCGGCAACUUUAGCAAGUAUAGAUGCUGAGCUUCAGAAACUGAAGGAGAUGACCAACCACCAGAAAAAACGAGCAGCUGAGAUGAUGGCAUCUUUACUAAAAGACCUUGCAGAAAUAGGAAUUGCUGUGGGAAAUAAUGAUGUAAAGCAACCUGAGGGAACAGGCAUGAUAGAUGAAGAGUUCACUGUUGCAAGGCUCUACAUUAGCAAAAUGAAGUCAGAAGUAAAAACAAUGGUGAAACGCUGCAAACAGUUAGAAAGCACACAAACUGAGAGCAACAAAAAAAUGGAAGAAAAUGAAAAGGAGUUAGCAGCAUGCCAGCUUCGUAUCUCUCAACAUGAAGCUAAAAUCAAGUCACUGACUGAAUACCUUCAAAAUGUGGAGCAAAAGAAAAGACAGCUGGAGGAAUCUGUUGAUUCCCUCAGUGAAGAACUAGUCCAGCUUCGAGCACAAGAGAAAGUCCAUGAAAUGGAAAAGGAGCACUUAAAUAAGGUUCAGACUGCAAAUGAAGUUAAGCAAGCUGUUGAACAACAGAUCCAAAGCCACAGAGAAACUCAUCAAAAACAGAUCAGUAGUUUGAGAGAUGAAGUUGAGGCAAAAGAAAAACUUAUUACUGAUCUUCAAGACCAAAACCAGAAAAUGAUGUUAGAGCAGGAACGUCUAAGAGUAGAACAUGAGAAGUUGAAAGCUACAGAUCAGGAAAAGAGCAGAAAACUACAUGAGCUUACAGUUAUGCAAGACAGACGAGAACAAGCAAGACAAGACUUGAAGGGUUUGGAAGAGACUGUGGCAAAAGAACUUCAGACUUUACACAACCUGCGCAAGCUCUUUGUUCAGGACCUGGCUACCAGAGUUAAAAAGAGUGCCGAAAUUGAUUCUGAUGACACGGGAGGCAGUGCUGCUCAAAAGCAGAAAAUCUCCUUUCUUGAAAAUAAUCUUGAACAACUCACUAAAGUACACAAACAGUUGGUACGUGAUAAUGCAGAUCUUCGCUGUGAACUUCCUAAGUUGGAAAAGCGACUUCGAGCUACAGCCGAGAGAGUAAAAGCUUUGGAGUCAGCCCUGAAAGAAGCCAAAGAAAAUGCAUCUCGUGAUCGCAAACGCUAUCAGCAAGAAGUAGAUCGCAUAAAGGAAGCAGUCAGGUCAAAGAAUAUGGCCAGAAGAGGGCAUUCUGCACAGAUUGCUAAACCUAUUCGUCCCGGGCAACAUCCAGCAGCUUCUCCAACUCAUCCAAGUGCAAUUCGUGGAGGAGGUGCAUUUGUUCAGAACAGCCAGCCAGUAGCAUUACGAGGUGGAGGAGGCAAACAAGUGUAAACACUUACACAUACCCACAGGUGUUGAAAAGUAAUCGAAGUAUGAAGAGGACAUAGUAUCAGUCAAUCAGUGACUAUAACCUGUACCCCCUUGGGACUGUAGAAUUAUAACUUUUUUUUUAUGUAUAAAUUAUACCCAGCCUGUACAGCUGUUUCCUACCCACUCUUCUUGUAAACUCUGCUGCUUCCCACACAACUAGAGUGCAAUUUUGGCAUCAUAGGAGGGAAAAGUGACAGUUUACUACAACUGUGGCCCUAUUUAUUACACAGUUUGUCUUUCAUGUCUUAAAUUUAGUCUUCACUGUGCCAAGCUGACUGUACCUUAUAGGACUGUGCUUUUUGUAUUUGUUUUUUUGUGUAUGUUUAUUUUUUAAUCUCAGUUUAAAUUUCCUAGCUUCUCCCACUUCUUGUUUUUCUUUUCCUAUUAAAAUGUCUUCCUUUUUUUAGGGAAAAUGGAACAUUUAUGUUAAAUGUCUUAAAAUUUACCACUUACAACACUACAUGCCCACAAAAUAUAUCAGGUCAGUACUGUAUUUUAAAAAUCCCUUGAAAUGAUAUCAGGGUUAAAAUUAUUUCUAUCAUUUCUGAAGUUUGCUUCUGAAAACUACCAUUUGAGCACUGCAACCUUACAACUGCCUAACUAGGCAUUUGAGACUAAGCAACUCUACUUAAUUCUUAUCUCAUGAAAUGCCUGUUGCCAUGUUACUUUGAAUAGAACUAUUUUUACACUAUGAAAAGCAAAUCUCAGUGUAAGAGAGAGUUUGGAAAAAGAAUUGUAUUCUUUUCUUCCUGAUUCUACACAGUUGGAUGGAAUGAAAAUGCCCUGCUUCAUUCUGAUGACCCUGCUAGCUAAUAAAAGAAUUGGACAGAUAA